Messenger RNA from Syngnathus acus (greater pipefish), 3426 nucleotides. Its product is annotated as EMILIN-3-like. The record is from RefSeq and is a predicted model, not a curated record. Lineage: Eukaryota; Metazoa; Chordata; Actinopteri; Syngnathiformes; Syngnathidae. Bases 272 to 2962 code for a protein of 896 amino acids. Gene Ontology annotation, molecular function: protein binding. The transcript is spliced from 4 exons. Gene Ontology annotation, cellular component: extracellular matrix.
GUAGCAUGCUGGUGUCACACUGGGGAGGGUGUGUGGGAGGAGAUAUGUAAAUUGACCUUUGGGGUCCUAUUAGUGGCACCCAAAAUCUCAGUCAGUGUACUGACGGACUUCAUCACAGGCACUCACAUGAACAGUGGCGGGAUUGUCUGGUUCAGGUUUGAAUAAGUACAUUUUGGAAUAUUUGACCAAGUUGAUGGAAGGGGAGUUUUAAUAAAUUUUCAUCUGUGAGGUUUUUUUUUUUUUUAAACCGGGGACAAUUGGAUACCGUGUGAUGGAUUUCUCAAUGGCAGCAAGUCUUUUUAUAGUAAUGAUGCUAUAUUUGUCUAUUGGAGAAGCAAAGUCAUACGGUCCGUAUGAGCAUUAUAGUGACUACAGAUCUGGACUGAUUGAGCAUCACGGGCAAGGAAAACCGACCAGCAGACACAAGAACCACUGUGCUUAUGUGAUCGAAAAGACAGUGUCUUUCACUUUGCAAGAUGGGGCGGCCCCGUAUGUCAAAGCUGAGUACAACAAGUGUUCCUGGCAUAAAAACUGUCCAACGCUUAUGUAUCGCCUGAUCUACAAACCAAUGUAUAAGGUGGCACAUAAAACAGUCACUGAGUUAGAGUGGCGCUGUUGUCCUGGGUACUCUGGCUACGACUGCAUGGAGGGACCCCCACCUUACCAACAUUCCAUGAAAAGCAUGCCACCGUUUAACAGGCCACCAUUCAGAGGCCCACAGUUCAAGGGACCACAAUACAAAGCUCCUAUGUUUAAGGCUUCCAUUUUCAAGGGCCCACCUAGCAACCCUGUUGUGAAAGCUAACCCAUGGAAUCAACCCAAAGGACCUCCCACCGGUGGUUUCAACUCAUACCCAAUGCCUAACUUUGGACUGCCAAGAUCUUCCAGCUAUCCAGACACCUCUUUUGAACCAUAUCCAGAUGGGCCCGAGCCCAUGCCGGACCAUAUCGAAGAACAUCACACAGCGCAUGAACAGAAUCAAGAAGAAGUGGAGCAUAGGCCAGAAGUGACGCUUGCUCCUACCAAUGGCGAACAAACUGAAGGUCUGGCUCUAGACACUGAGACAGAGGGGAGAAUAUUUCGAAUGGAGGAGGACGUAAGACGUCUGAACCAGGGAUUGGAGACCCUGAAGGGGACUGUGAAUGGCCUGGAGGACAGCCUUCGAGCAUCACUAAGAGAAGAUGCCAACAGGAUGCUCACAGCUCUGCUCUCUGCCGCCCCCAGUCCUCUUUCAGCUCCUGCUAUAUCUUCGAGCCCCUCCAUAGUCGGCUUUGCGGAGAUUCCCGGAGGCGAUCCCGAUGCCGGUGGUCUAGAUGGCCGACACAUAUUUUCAGGGCUCACGGAACUGAAUGGAAAGGUAGAAGAGCUCAGGACCGAGCUGCGAGCCAAGACAUUGGAGCUUCAGGAGCUUAAAGCCACAGUAACGACACAUGACGGAGCACUUGAGAAGUUAGCAACCAGAGAAGGCGCAGAAUCAGACUCGACCCAUCUUGAGAGCAAAGCCUCAAAGGAUACAGAGCAGCUCUUGGAUGCCAAACUGAGUGCAGCCAGGACAGACAUUCUGGGUGGGUUUGAGAAACGGGUGGAGACUGCAGUGGGCCGAUGUGAGGAGAAAGCAGAAGACUUAUGUCGCCAGUGUCAGAGGGAGCGAGGUGAACGGCAGGAACAAAUGGAAGAUGCUUUGGAAGAAAGUGCCAGCGACUUAAGGAGAGAGCUGAGGAACCUUCAGGAGCAGGUUCAACAUUUGAACACAAUAGAAAGCUGCUGUUCUGUGCUGAGUGGACUGAGCGACAGGGUGCAGUUGGUGGAAACAUCAGUGGCAGACCUCAAUCAGUCUCAGAGUCACCUAAGAGUGGAGUUGGGAGGUCAUAAAGACCACAUUGAAGGAAUGCUAGAGGGGCGCCUUAAAUAUGUCGAGAUUAAGCUCAACCUGACUGGGCAAGUGGUAAAGAGGAGCAGCAUCUCAGACAAAGCGGAAACAGGACUAGGCCUGGAGGCCAGAAUGGAGGGCAAGUUGAGGGAACUUGAAGGACGCCUACUGAUGGCUUUGGAGGAACUGGGUAAUGCCACUGCCCCUGCGCUCCUCGAGGGACAUGCCGUUCCGACCCUGGAGACAGAGCUGGAGUCCCUCCGAGGGAGACUCGAGAUGGACGUGGACAGAGUCCAAAAACAUCUGAGCAACCUAGAGAUUCUUUGUUUUUCCUCAUGUUCGUCAUCUAAAAAACCCACGGCUAUCCAAGGGGACUCCGCUUUUUCAAGUAGUGGCCUGGCAGAAGAUCAGAAUGUCGAGGGGUUGUUAGAAAGGCAAGGUGACCGUUUGAACAGCCUCAACAUCACACUACAGAACAUCGUGAGGCAUCUGACCAACAAAGAGCAGCGACCAAAAGAACAAGGUGAGCUCACCAUCCUUAGGUUCAAUGUUCGCUCGGUCAACCGGACCCUGAAAGGAAUUCAGGAAUCACUGGGGAACGUAGUCCACCAGGUGGGACGAGCAAACAGCUCCUGGCAUGAGAGAGAGUCACGUCUGGCACAACAGAUGAAGGGCGUGGUCCAACUGGUUCGACAUCAGGCUUCCAUGCUUGGUACAGGUGAGCGCAAACUGACCCGGCUCAAGGGGGAGUUGCAGGAAAUGAAGAGACGGCUCGCUGACGAGAUCCGAGGUUGUCGGAGCACAGCUAUGGGUGUACAAAAAGAGGUUACAGAGGUCGGUGGACGUGUUGCUAAUGUGGAGGACCAAUGUAAAGGUCUUGAUUCUGUAGCAGAAGAUCUGGAGAGAAUAAGGGAGGAGCUCGACAGACAAUCCAAUGGCUUCCUCAUGCAAUUCAAUGGGACUCUCUCCAACCAUUCCCAACAGUUGUCUGAGCUGAAAGACGAAAUCAGAAACUGCAGCUCGAGAGCAGAAUCAGCACAACAGAAUUACGAGCAAGAGUUACAACGCGGGGACACGUUUACUUCAAAGUAGUAAAUAAAUUAUAUGAAAAAAAUGAAGGGUAAAUAUUCUGCUGGUGCUGUGCAAGUCCACGAACAUCUCAUAAUGUUGAUGUCAUUUUUUUGUAAACUCGAACUGAUAUCCAGUCUAAAACGUUUUGCAGCAACUAACUGACUCCACUCAAUGUUGUGAUGACAAACGUUUACUUUUACUUGACUCGUGAAGGUGCUAAGUCUGAGUUGCAAUCGUUUUUAACACCCGCCAAAUUGUUCGUUACUGUGCUGAUUACAUGCUGAAAAGUCUUUGUGUAUAUAUAUUUUAAAUUGUUUUAUGUGAUGUUCUAGUUUUUAUACUUUAUUAUGUGGAGACUAAAUUACACAAUGCUUUUUAUAUAAUUUGAUAUUGUAUUAGUCCUUUGCUUUUUAUAGCCCUAAAUUCCUCAUCUAUUUACUUUGCUUAGGGUUGCCAGCACAAAAAUAAACAUUCUGUACUGUAAA